GACGCUUCUCUUCUCAGCAGAGAGAGAGAGAGAGAGAGAGAGAGAGAAGCAACAAUGGCGGGGGGUUCGGCAUCGCCCGGAACCCUAAACCCUAGCCUCGUGAAGGUCCUUCUCGCGGUGAUGGCGCUCAGUAUCGCAACCUACAUACUCGGCCCUCCACUUUACUGGCACCUCGCUGAAGCCCUCGGAUCAUCGUCCUCCUCUUGUCCCACUUGCUCUUGCGACUGCUCCUCCCAACCCCUUCUCUCCCUGCCUGAAGAAUUGGGCAAUGUCUCCUUCACAGAUUGUGCUAAGCGUGACCCAGAGGUCAGUGAAGAAAUGGAAAAGAAUUUCACCGACCUCCUGUUAGAGGAACUAAAACUAAAAGAACAAGAAGCAACAGAAGCUCAGCGGCGCUCUGAACUAAUGUUGCUUGAAGCCAAAAAAAUGGCAUCCCAAUAUCAAAAGGAAGCCGACAAGUGCAGUUCAGGGAUGGACACAUGUGAAGCAGCCAGAGAACGUGCAGAGGCUACACUAAUUGAACAAAGGAAACUGACUGCAAUGUGGGAGAUGAGAGCUCGGCAACGAGGAUGGAAACAAUCUUAAGGUCACAAAGUAACCAGCUCAACUUCUUCAAUACUCUGAAACCUACUCAAGAGUAGUCACUCAGGUUGCUUCUCAAAGAGAAGCACUAAUAUUAGUGAGAGCUUUCUAUGUUUUAUACCACAUUACUUCUGUUCAUUGUUAUUUGUUUGCUUGGUGAUUUUACUUUGUUCCUCUUUAGACUUUGUAGUUUAAAGUUUUUUGAAUCCCUGAGAUGCUGUUUGUUGUUGUCUCAAAAUUGUAGUGUUUGUUCACUUCUUGUGAUACUAAAUUAUUUUUAUAUUCA
Dioscorea cayenensis subsp. rotundata (Guinea yam) is the source of this 868-nucleotide messenger RNA. RefSeq lists its product as uncharacterized. NCBI's taxonomy places the organism in Eukaryota, Viridiplantae, Streptophyta, Magnoliopsida, Dioscoreales, Dioscoreaceae. The transcript is spliced from 3 exons. The record is from RefSeq and is a predicted model, not a curated record. The coding region runs from base 55 to 585 and encodes 176 amino acids.